This is a messenger RNA of Dalotia coriaria, 1888 nucleotides long. RefSeq names its product nucleolar protein 9. Gene Ontology annotation, cellular component: nucleolus; 90S preribosome; preribosome, small subunit precursor. The record is from RefSeq and is a predicted model, not a curated record. The coding region runs from base 106 to 1854 and encodes 582 amino acids. Gene Ontology annotation, biological process: endonucleolytic cleavage in 5'-ETS of tricistronic rRNA transcript (SSU-rRNA, 5.8S rRNA, LSU-rRNA); endonucleolytic cleavage in ITS1 to separate SSU-rRNA from 5.8S rRNA and LSU-rRNA from tricistronic rRNA transcript (SSU-rRNA, 5.8S rRNA, LSU-rRNA); endonucleolytic cleavage to generate mature 5'-end of SSU-rRNA from (SSU-rRNA, 5.8S rRNA, LSU-rRNA). Lineage: Eukaryota; Metazoa; Arthropoda; Insecta; Coleoptera; Staphylinidae. Gene Ontology annotation, molecular function: RNA binding. The transcript is spliced from 5 exons.
AUUACAAGAGUUGUCAGGAACGUUGUUAAUUGCUUCACUAACUACGAUAUAACCUAACUAAAUGCAACGUGUUUGCUGUUUUCUAAGUUAAUUCAAGACAUAAAAAUGUCAGAAGAAGGUAAACCUGCCCGCAAUAAACGCAAGAGGAAGAAGACUUUCCUCACCAAUGCUCGCAAAUAUGGCAAACGUGGUUAUUUUGGGAGAGGCACAAAACUGGAUGAAGACACUUAUCAAUAUUUUGUCAGAAUUAUGGAAGCAUAUAAAGAAGGUUUUCCAACUGAGGAAGAAAAAAUUACAUUUGCUAAUAAUGUAUUUGAACAAACUGACAAUCAAGAGAUCACUUGUUCCUGCAAUCAAUUUGGUUGCAGAGUGAUUGAAACCUUGUUGCCUUUUGCAAAUGACUCAACAAUGGAGAGAUUUAUAGCUGCUUUUGCAGAUGACCUGAGACCUCUUUGCUGUGAUAGAUUUGCAACCCAUGUUAUUGAAGCAUUGAUCAGAGAAUCAACAAAAAGGUCACUGACUGGAGAAAAGAAUGAAAUCUACAGUACAUUUUUAAUUAAAAUCAGUAGAUUCUUGUUAAACAAUAUGGAGGAUUACAUGUGGGAUACAUAUGGAAAUCAUACAAUGAGAUCAGUGUUCUAUAGCAUUGCUGAUAUUCCAAAAGAAGAGAAAAAAUUGCAUGCUAAAGAAAAUGUGAAACAAGAAAUCACAGAGUUGGAUAUUCCAGAUAAUUAUAAGGAAAUUAUCAAAGAUUAUGCAGAACGCUUGUUGUCAUGGCCGCAGUUUGCAGAAUUACCAAUGGCUGAAUUGACUUCUGGAUUUCUGCAGGUUUUAAUGAAAGCAUUGCAGAAAGUUGACACUAAACUAUUGAGCAGUUAUGUGAAAAGAUUGAAUAAUGAAUGUUUUGCGCCUAAAAGUGACGUUGAAUAUGAUGAAAAUCAUUUUCCUCCGGCUUUUAUGUCUACGCCGAAUUUGAUGUUGUUAGAAACUGCUCUUCAAGUGUCAAAACCCAAAUAUUUUACACAAAUCUAUGCAAAAUGUUUCAAAAAUAUAUUGGUCAAAAUAGCGUGUAGUAAAAGUACGAAUUUUGCUGUACAGAAACUGUUUAAUUAUGCUACAGACAAAACUGAGUUUGAAGAAAUGUUUGACGAAUUAAAUGACAACUUUAAGAAAAUUAUUGAGGUAGGCCAUACAGGUGUGCUUCUUUCUUUAGGACAAGCUUGUAAACGACUUGGAGCAAAACAAGGAAGUUAUAUGCAGAAUUUAAUGAAGGCAUUGGAUUGUUUCGAACCACAAGAACGCCAGAACAAAUUUAUUUUGUGCCUUUGUAAAUUACAACCAUUUAACGACAUCGCCGGCAAAAAAUUAGACUACGAAAAGGAAAAACUCAACUUGCAUGGGACGCUCAUGCUUCAAUUACUGUUAGAAUUCAAUAAACCCAUUAAAUUGGUAAACGCACUUCUCUCAAUGGAUCCUUAUGAACUAAAAAGUGUACUGUCUAAUACAAUGGGUAGCCACAUAACUGAUUCAUAUGUAUCAAGUCAAUAUGUUGGCGAAAAGAGUCGAGAGAGGCUAUUGAGAGCAUUAAAGGGCACUUACCAAGAACUAGCCGCAACCAAAUACGGUUCUAGGUCAUUUGAUGCACUGUGGAAUGUUGCAGGUGAAAAGUUUAAAAUGAGCAUCAUGGAGGAACUUGGGCACAGAGAAGGUUCUUGGGCUCACACCGAAUUUGGCAAAAUAAUUGCCAACAAAGUGCACUUACAUGUUUAUAAAAAGAAUAAGGAAGAUUGGAAAAAUGCUAUAAAUAAGAAUAAUAAACCUAAAAAUCUUUUAGAGGAUGUUUUAGGUGCUUAAAUUCUUGAACAUUGAAUAAAACAUGUUUAAAUUA